AUGGCACCAAGACUUCCCCAAGCGAAGCUCGAAAUGAUUGAGGAUAUGGUCUCGAGUAAAUCACUGACGGUGUCGCAGAUGGCCAAGGCCGCUGAAUGCACAACAAUCUUCGCCGUUUCGGAAAGAGCACCCCCAACUCGCAUCGGCCGAAGACGAAGCAUCACCCCCUCUAUGCUGGAAGCCUUGUGCGAUCACCUCCUCGUAGAGCCUGGGCUAUAUAUAGACGAAAUGGUCGUCUUCUUGUGGGACGAGUUCCGCAUCCAGGUCACCAAUUCUAGCCUUAAGCGGGCUCUUGCCUCGGCUGGUUGGUCAAAGAAAGUGGCUAAGCAAAGAGCAAAGGAACAAAAUGCCGACCUCCGGGACUUCUAUUUGCACAACUUGUCAGACUUCCAGUCUUAUCAAUUGGUUUAUGUAGAUGAGUCUGGAUGCGAUAAACGGAUUGGUUUUAGGCGGACAGGCUGGUCACCGUUAGGUGUAUCACCCUUAUAG
Penicillium angulare is the source of this 489-nucleotide messenger RNA. RefSeq lists its product as uncharacterized. The transcript has 2 exons. NCBI's taxonomy places the organism in Eukaryota, Fungi, Ascomycota, Eurotiomycetes, Eurotiales, Aspergillaceae. The record is from RefSeq and is a predicted model, not a curated record. Bases 1 to 489 code for a protein of 162 amino acids.